GUCAGCGCAUUGUGCGCGCUUAAAUGUGCGCCAGCAUUUCAAGACGAUAGAGCAGCAGUCGGCAGACCCUCGCGAGCCCUAGGAUCCAGGCCAGAGGAAUAGCAACCCAAAAAAACAUGGAGGCGUCAAUGAGUCCUGAUCUGCCGCCAGUGGUGAAGAUUCCUACGUUGUACUCGGAUCCGUGGUACAUGAUAACCUUGCUGGCCAUCUAUCUGUACUUCGUCAUCAAAGCGGGUCCGCAUUUCAUGGAAUGGCGAAAGCCCUACGGGCUCAAGCGAGUGAUCUUGGCGCAUAAUCUGAUCCAGGUGGUGUGUUGCUUGUACGUCAUCAAGGAGGUCCUCCAUAUCACGGACAACACCAUCUAUUUCUUCUGGAUGUGCCGGAAUAUCAGUCCCGAGCACGUGCAACGCUACUACAGCCUGGCCUACUUCCUCUUUUGGCUAAAGCUGUCAGAGCUGCUGGAGACUGUGAUCUUCGUGCUGCGCAAGAAACAGAACCAGGUGUCGAAGCUGCACAUCUUCCACCACAUAUCCACGCUGACGCUGGUGUACAUGCUGAUCAACUUCAACGAGAAUGGCGACUCUGCUUACUUCUGCGUGUUCCUUAACUCGAUCGUCCACGUCAUUAUGUACUCAUAUUACUUCGUGGCGGCCGUGGCCGACAAGAGCGUGCUGGUGGCCCUGACGCCCGUUAAGAAGAGCAUCACGGUCAUCCAGAUGACGCAGUUCAGCCUCAUCCUGGCGCAGGUUCUAUGCCAGGCGGUAUUGUGCGGCUUACCGCUCAUCGUACUCGUGUACUUUACUACAGUCAUCGCGGGCAUGUUCUACGGCUUCUACAACUUCUACAACAGUGCCUACCAGGUCGCAAAGCGCCGCAAGAGCCUGUCAGCAGAAUCGGGGAAGUAAGCCCAUGUCCACAAAUCACGCAAUAAAAGAGCACCAACAAGUGUGCGUGUAUCCGAAUGUA
Molecule: messenger RNA, 966 nt
Organism: Drosophila rhopaloa
Lineage: Eukaryota; Metazoa; Arthropoda; Insecta; Diptera; Drosophilidae
Product: elongation of very long chain fatty acids protein AAEL008004
Exons: 5
Coding region: 117-905 (262 amino acids)
Biological process (GO): very long-chain fatty acid biosynthetic process; fatty acid elongation, saturated fatty acid; fatty acid elongation, polyunsaturated fatty acid
Cellular component (GO): endoplasmic reticulum membrane
Molecular function (GO): fatty acid elongase activity
Source: RefSeq, a predicted model, not a curated record